GAUGACCGUGAGGAAGUUUUUCAGGGAGGUGGUAGUGAAUGACUUGACGGCCCGUUGUAAAUAAAACGGAUUCGCGCAGACGUAAUUGCGCAAGGAUGGCAGACGCAGCCUUUCUAGAGGACACGCUGCCAGAAGAAGAGAGGGAGUUUCAGAAGAUUAUAGCUUUGAUCGGCGGUAAAGAGAGGAUUUAUUUGGUGAGUGAUACGUGUAAAAGUAAAGAGGUGGACGGGGAUGACGCUGGAAUACUGCAGGAGUUCAUCCGUGACAUGUUUCACACCAGCAGCCCGGUGGACAACAACGAACAAACCUCUCCGUUAAGCAGUCACAACGAUACCGCAAGUGCAAGCCCCAUUUGCUGCAAGACCGAGACUGUCAAAAGCAAUGAAAUACCACCAAUAGCGAGGCCCACUAAUUUGGAUUUGAAAGCCUGUCCGGUGGAAGAGGACUGGGAGAAGGAGAAGCGGCCAACACGCAAUGACAAUGCUCAAAGAAUAGCAACGAGGAGGGCAAACAGCGCAAAGCGAACUAUAGACUCUCCUAUCAUCAUAUUCAUCUUCCGACAGACAUUUCUCCACAAAACUUCCAACGAACUGUGCUUAAAAGAGACGUUGAAGGACGUAAAGGCACGCACGAAACGUUCCAGAAUCGCCCGACCAGCUCUGAUUGGAUUAAUACGCACCAGACAGGAGAGCGCCGAGACGCAUCAGUGUGAGCAACUCCUGGAGCGUCUGAUUAGCUCAGUAUUCCACAAACAAUCACCAGAGACAAUAUGGGUCGGCUGUUUCAUUCCGAAGACGGAGGCCAAAAUGCUCAGCAUCAAGAAAAAUGCCUGCAAAGUUAUACACGCAUCUCAAACAGCAGAUAAUACCAGGGAUAGAGGGAACCCGCUUUGCUGGCCAUUCCAAUGUUUGUUCUGGGCUCAGAGAAGAGGUCAGGCCAACAACUCUUCAACUGGCAGGCAAAGAGAUGACACAAGUAAAGAGGAAGGCAUCCCUCUGAAAACCAAUUCCUUGUCUGCUGGAACUCAUGUGGAUGGUGGAGACAGCUGAUGCCAUGACACAUGAACUGUUGCUGCAGGCAUAUCUCUGCAGACAAUCCUGUUUUAACUGUGAAGAAAAAGUUGUUGUGCCUCGUGGUGCUUAAGAGCCUUACUACAUGUAACCGUGUUUCUUCAUAGUGUUCAAUAUUACCACUGCUGAGCCAUCAUGAUUUUAUCCUGAAGCAAUAUGUUGCUAAAUACCUUGUCAUCUUGCUGAUUUACACAUUGUCUUUGAUGUACAAUGGUUAUUCAUAAAGGGAUUUACUGUGUAUGUUUGGGGCUGAUUCAAGUAACUGUUAUAACAAGUAUCAUUAAUUCAUAUGAAUUAUAUCAAAUCAUUUAACACCUUUUUUUUAAGCCUAGAUAUAGAUUUGUCUGUUAUUUUAUUACAUGUUUAAACUGCAGUACGGCUAGGCUAAAGUACUCCUUUAACCCUUGUGUUAUCUUCCUGUCAACCAUGCAACUUUGUGUUUUUCUGGGUCGAAA
Perca flavescens (yellow perch) is the source of this 1525-nucleotide messenger RNA. RefSeq lists its product as uncharacterized. NCBI's taxonomy places the organism in Eukaryota, Metazoa, Chordata, Actinopteri, Perciformes, Percidae. The transcript has 3 exons. The record is from RefSeq and is a predicted model, not a curated record. Bases 96 to 1049 code for a protein of 317 amino acids.